AUUCAGGCUCGAGAGCCAGCACAAAAGGUUUCAGAACAAGCAGAGGUCAGGCUGGUUGGCCGAGGGCAGGCAGAAAUCUGCAACUUAUUCUGAAGAAGCGGUUCUUGAGAUCUCUGCUGGAUUUCAACAAGUGAGUAUAGGAGAAAGAGGCGGACGCAGAAGAGACCUCAAUGAUGCCGGCGUUAACACCCGACAGACGAUGGAGCAUGUCAAAGCUUCAAAGUCUGGAACAAGUGUCUCUCCUAUUCAGUUGUCUGCCAACUUCUUUCAUAUCCUGUCCCGCCCUCAACGGGUUCUAUACCAAUACCACAUGGACUUCAAGCCACCAAUGGAGUCCCGUCGCCUUCGAUCGGCCCUCCUCUUCCAGCACGAGCGAACUCUGGGCAAUGUUCACUACUUCGAUGGAGGGAUACUCUUUAUGCCGCAAAGACUUCCUAACAAGGUGCCGGCACACAUUGACAACAUUGACAAUUUGGGCUCGGAUAGAGCACAUGAAAAUGAACGGGCACAAUGUGUGCCAUGUGUUCAGGUGACUGUGCCGCAAAGUUUGACAGGUAAUGGUGAGAAAGUGGAGAUCAUUGUGACCCUGACGAAUGAACUGCCUCCAACGUCACCAGUUUGCCUGCAGUUGUACAUUAUAUUCAGAAGGAUUCUGCGACUCCUCGGCAUGCAACAGAUUGGACGCAAUUAUUACGAUGCCAAAGAUCCACUCAGCAUCCUGCAGCACAAAUUGACCAUAUGGCCAGGCUACACAACAGGCAUCUUGGAGUACGAGUCAGCCAUCAUGCUGUGUAUCGAUGUGAGCCACAAAGUGCUGCGUAGUGAGACUGUUCUGGAUUUUAUGAUCAACCUGAGGCAGAGGUGUGGACCUCAUUCCUUCACUGAUGUCUGUGCCAAGGAGCUUGUUGGACUCAUUGUUCUCACUGAGUACAACAACAAAACCCACAGGAUAGAUGACAUUGCUUGGGAUCAAACACCCUGCAACACGUUUACAAGGGAGGACACAGACAUCUCCUUCAAGAACUACUACAAAACCAGAUAUGGUGUGGAAAUCCAAGACAGCAAUCAAGUUCUCCUGGUCAGCCGCGUGAAGAGGCUUGCUCGAGGUCAAACACCUCCUGGACCAGCUUUGCUCAUCCCAGAGCUUUGCUACCUCACAGGCCUGACUGACAAGAUGCGAGCAGACUACACCAUCAUGAAGGACCUGAGUGCGCACACCAAACUGGUCCCAGAACAGAGGGCAGGACGCCUUCUCAGAUUUUCGGAAAACAUAAACAAGUGAGUGUCCUUGUGUUCUACUUGAGACGUGAUUGGUUGUCAAUUUUUCCCAACUACUGUUACCUUCAUUUUCUCUCUGCUCAGAGAUUUCUUUUUACAGCUCGUUCGAAAUGCGAUCCUUGGUUUGAACAAUCUCUUCAAUCUGCAAGUUCUGUUGCUCCAGUCGUCCUUUUUGUUGGGUGAUUUCCUGCUCAAAAGAUGAAAGCUGCAGUGUUUUGGCCUCCACAUUGGCCUCAGUCUCCUUCAAGCAGACAACUGUGCAGGCCAGUUCCUUUUUUAAGCAGCCAAUUUCAAGCUCCAGCUCAU
This is a messenger RNA of Syngnathoides biaculeatus (alligator pipefish), 1584 nucleotides long. RefSeq names its product piwi-like protein 1. Gene Ontology annotation, molecular function: protein binding; piRNA binding. Gene Ontology annotation, biological process: regulatory ncRNA-mediated gene silencing. Gene Ontology annotation, cellular component: P granule. The transcript has 8 exons. The record is from RefSeq and is a predicted model, not a curated record. Lineage: Eukaryota; Metazoa; Chordata; Actinopteri; Syngnathiformes; Syngnathidae. The annotation marks the transcript as partial.